Molecule: messenger RNA, 855 nt
Organism: Nerophis lumbriciformis (worm pipefish)
Lineage: Eukaryota; Metazoa; Chordata; Actinopteri; Syngnathiformes; Syngnathidae
Source: RefSeq, a predicted model, not a curated record
AUGGUCUCCUGGAUCAUCUCCAGACUUGUGGUACUGGUUUUUGGUACGCUAUAUCCCGCCUACUCGUCAUAUAAAGCCGUCAAGUCAAAAGAUGUAAAAGAAUAUGUGAAAUGGAUGAUGUAUUGGAUUAUAUUUGCCCUAUUCACAUCUGUAGAAGUAUUUACAGAUAUGUUUCUAUGCUGGCUUCCUUUCUACUAUGAACUGAAGAUAGCCUUUGUGGUGUGGUUAUUGUCGCCUUACACUAAAGGCUCCAGUGUGCUCUACAGGAAAUUUGUUCAUCCCACUCUUUCCUCUAAAGAAAAGGAUAUUGACGACUACAUCCACCAAGCCAAGGACAAAAGUUACGACACGCUGGUGCAUUAUGGGAGAAAGGGGCUUAACGUGGCCGCCACCGCUGCAGUCAUGGCUGCGACAAAGGGCCAAGGAGUUCUGACGGACAGGUUGAGAAGUUUCAGCAUGCAAGAUCUCGCGGCGUACGAGUCGGACACAGCCGCUUCCACACAGCCGACGAGAGCAGAAGCGGCGGCUCAGCACCGGGCCCGGACCAUGAUGCGAAGCAAGUCUGAGAGCUACAAUAAAGGUGAAUAUUUUGACAUGACAGACUUUGAGGUGUUGGCAUUAGACCAAAGAGAGCCAGAGGAGUCGCUGACACCUGAUCCCUCCCCACCCUCCACGCCGUCUCCCGCUCCUCCGGCUUCAGAGGAGCCUGCAGAGGGAGCGGGAGGCGCGCAGGGGGCUCCCAACUCUCCUCAGCUCGGGCUCAUGAAAAGAAAAGCUCCCGAGCCUCCUCUUAGAGUCUUAAGGCCUCUGACCAGAUCCAGGAGCGCCGCGUGUUCAAGCACUGAAGCCAUGUGA